AUGCUUGAGCAAAAUUGGAAUAAAUUCUUGGAGGAGCAUGAAGACUUAUGUUUGUCUGGAGGUAACAUUCUGAGCGAGAAACCUUAUCUCAAGACUCGCGUUUAUGAACGCUGUCAAGCCUUUUAUGUAUAUGCUCGGGCUAAACUACUUAAUCAUCGAGAAGACUCAGAAACCGCUGAGUUAAAUUCUAGAUCAUCGUUUCUCGAUCCUGAGACAUCUACCGCAGUGCUGCCCCGGAACGCCUUGCCUCGAGUCAAAUUGCCAAACUUCUCAGGAGAUUAUAAGUCAUGGCGUUCAUUCUACGAUCUUUUCACAAGGAUGAUUCGGAAUAAUAAAGAUUUGUCAGAUGCAGAAAAGAUGCAUUAUUUGAAGACAUGCGUUACUGGAGAAGCAGCACGAUUGAUUUCAAAUCUGCCUGCCUCCAGUGAAUAUUUCAUUGUCGCUUGGGACAUGUUGAUGACGACAUACGAAAAUAAGCCUUUUUUGAUAUCCGCUCAACUGGAUCGAAUCUACGACAUAAAACCGUUAAAAGUCAAGAGUGCUCAAGGGAUGAGAAGUCUACGAACGACUGUGUUGGAAACCGUUGGCGCUCUCCGUGCGCUAGGAUGCGCUGUGGAUCAAUGGGAUCCAUUACUAGUACACUAUCUAGUAAAAUUGCUCGACCCGCAGUCUCGCGAAAUAUGGGAGAUGAAGUUCGGAUCUUUAUCGACAUACCCGACCUUCUCACAAUUCAACGAGUUUCUUCUCGGAAGGAUACGUGCAAUGGAGAAUAUCAACUCGGCUACUUCAACACUCGGAACAAGUAAAGAUAAUCCCUCAAAUUUUAACGAAAAACCUCGUCAUAGAUCUGCCGCUCACGUCACUUCAGACUUGAGUCAUCUUAAAUGCCCAUUGUGCGGAGCUGCUCAUUAUCUCGCAAAAUGCGAGCAAUACCAAUCAAAGACGACCCCGCAGCGUCGAGAUAUCGUACAAAGGCAUCGGCGAUGUUUUAACUGUCUUGGCGCGCAUGCAGCAAGCAAGUGUACUUCCACUAAACGGUGCCAGAAGUGCGGGAAGAAACAUCACACCUCCAUUCACGACAAAGAGAGGUUUUCAAAGCAGUCUGAUGAGAUUUCGGACAAACGGACAGCUGACCAAUCGGCGACAAGCUCUCAGACUCAAUCAAUGACAAUCUGA
Monomorium pharaonis (pharaoh ant) is the source of this 1176-nucleotide messenger RNA. RefSeq lists its product as uncharacterized. The transcript has a single exon. The coding region runs from base 1 to 1176 and encodes 391 amino acids. NCBI's taxonomy places the organism in Eukaryota, Metazoa, Arthropoda, Insecta, Hymenoptera, Formicidae. The record is from RefSeq and is a predicted model, not a curated record.